CUUAUCCAAAAGAAUCGACUUUUUCCUCCACGAAGCAAUUCCACAACAGCUGAUAUUCUCUUUAGCAUCUAAGAUGGCCCAGUUUAUGGUCUCAAUUCUUGCAGUUCUCAUUCUCGUUCAAUAUUGUCUGACUUUCAAUCUGUAUCCUGCCGUGAACCCAGAUAAGUUGGGUCAGGCUCUUAACCUCUCCACGGAAUGUGUCACUGCUCUCAACCAGUCUGUACCAGAAUGUGACCAAACACUUUUUGGAAUGGUCGGAGAUUUCGAGAACUUUUGGUGGGAGGAAGAUAAUGUUACAGCCUUGUGCGAUGGCAAUUGCACCCAAGCUGCUUCGGACUGGAGGCUCGAUGUUCACGACUCCUGUUAUGGCGAGUAUAUAUCUGCAUAUGGGAGACUGAUCCCUGCAAGUUCUGUCACGGAACGCCUUUAUGAUAGCCUGAACAUCGCUUGUUUGCCAUCAGGUUCCGCCAACUUUUCUUGGUGUUUGACGGAGUCUCAACAGUGGGUAGGCUCUGACAUUGUUCGGGCUGAUUGCACUGCGAACCCCUCUGAUCCAUCUUGUGGGGGCGACACCUCUGCAAUCCCGGCAGAAGCCAUGCGUAUGGCGAACUUAUACAGCGAUGAUAUCUUAUGUAACCAGUGUUUCAUCGAAAUGUUAUUCUCGCGUGUCAGUUCGAGUCUUUUGAGUAACGAGGAUCACUCUGAUUAUCUCGUCGACCAACUUCAGGAUGUAGCAGACAUUUGCAGCACGCAACUUCGUGAUUUCACGGUCAGAGCUGUCGCAACUUAUAACUCGGCACCACCAGUAACAUCGGUGCCAAGCACCACAACGACUUCGGGAGCACCGCCUGCCGCUGCGACAUGUGCAGGCCAGACAGUCAGCAGUGGAUCUGGUUGUGAUGCUCUUUCUAGCCAGUAUGGAGUCGCUACGGGAGAUCUGCAGACUAUAACCAAUAGCAGCGACUGUCAGGUUUCCAGUGCGUUGUGUCUACCAGCAUCCUGCACCUUGCAGCAAAUUCCCAGCAGUCAGACAUGCGAUAUCCUUGCUGCUAGUCUCAAGGUGACUGUAGUACAGUUACUGAGUUGGAAUCGCAACAUCAUGGGCCUGUGCGAUAGCCUUACAGGGCAAUACGUGUGUGCCAGUGCCCCUGGAACGAAUAGCUCCUACUCUCUACCGCCACCACCGCUGGGGACUGGCGCCGAUGCUGGGAACCAGCAACGGGGUGGUGCUGGCGGCGUGGUCACACCCACUACAACUGUGACGGGUACAAUUACCGAUCCUGCAUCUCAAGGCUCCAGCUCGGCGCCAUCACCAACACAGGAUGGUCUCGCCAGCAACUGCAACAACUUCGCUAUAGUCAAAGCAGGCGAUACUUGUUUCGACUUUGCCAAGAAUCAUGGUGUCACUACUGACCAGCUGUAUGCAUGGAACCCGGUACUAGGUCUCCAAGGCGCCAAUUGUUCGACCAAUUUCUGGGCGAGCGAGUACUAUUGUAUCGGGAUAUGGGCGACUGCAACGACGCCCGUGACAGCGCCUGGUCCAACUCAAACUGGCAUUGUUUCCAACUGUGCGAAAUACGCACAGGCUCAGAAAGGAGAUAUUUGUGACACAUUCGCCUCUCGAAACAGCAUUUCCAACGCACAGCUCUACAGUUGGAAUACAGUCCUGGGAAGCGCCGGCCAGAACUGUGGCACUUCCCUUUGGACAGACGAAUGGUAUUGUGUAGGUAUCUCCGCCCCUGCUAUUACGACUACCACCAGUAAACCAACAACGACUACGCCUGUCACGGCACCAGGCCCUACGCAAACUGGAAUUGCGGCCAAUUGCAAUAAGUAUGCUAUAGCAGCCACUGGAGAUACUUGUAGUGCAUUUGCAUCGCAGAACAGCAUAACUACUACGCAGCUCUAUGCUUGGAAUACAGUCCUAGGAGCGAAUGGGGCCAACUGUGCAACAUCUUUUUGGGCAAAGGAGUAUUAUUGCGUCGGAGUGAGCUCUUAGAUGGCAUCCCUCGGGGCAAUCCAAACCAGUAGAAAAUGAGCAAACUCGCAAGUCGUCUCAAUAUGAAACAUUCCUGACCAUCAG
Messenger RNA from Truncatella angustata, 2083 nucleotides. RefSeq lists its product as uncharacterized. The record is from RefSeq and is a predicted model, not a curated record. The transcript has 7 exons. The coding region runs from base 74 to 1999 and encodes 641 amino acids. NCBI's taxonomy places the organism in Eukaryota, Fungi, Ascomycota, Sordariomycetes, Amphisphaeriales, Sporocadaceae.